UUAACUGUAGGCCUACUGAUGCGCACGUGUUAACUGUGCGCCUACUGAGUGCCAGGCACUGCGCUCAGCACUGCGCGCCGGCAUGGACCCUCACAAGCCUUCCCUGUUCUAGUGGUGGAAGGAGAUGUUCACCGUAAGAUAGCAGAUAACGUAACAUUGCCUUGCAUGUCCUUUGAAUGAGGAGAGGCGCAUAGUGCCAUGAAAUCACAUGGUGGGGGACCUGACCAAGUCUGGGGAUCAGGGAAGUCUCCCCAGGGGAAAUGCUAACCUGGAAAUCUAAGGUGGGUAAAUUACUAAGCAGUAGGAUAGGGAGGCAGAUUAGGCACAGCAUUCCAGGCAGGGAAUAGACGAGCAAAAGGAGUGUGAUGGGAAGAAGCAUUGCCCCUCUGAGGAACUGAAGGAGGAAAAGCAGAGUUGGUGGAGCAGAGAGUUAUGCAAGAAGAGACUUGAAAGGUGGGCAAGGGCAGACCAUUCUAGGCCUUGUUCUUUUUAUUUAUUUUUUUCUUUUUGCGGUACGCGGGCCUCUCAGUGUUGUGGCCUCUCCCGCUGUGGAGCACAGGCUCCGGACGCGCAGGCUCAGCGGCCAUGGCUCACGGGCCUAGCCGCUCCGCGGCAUGUAAGGAAUCUUCCCGGACCGGGGCAUGAACCCGUGUCCCCUGCAUCGGCAGGCGGACUCUCAACCACUGAGCCACCAGGGAAGCCCUAGGCCUUGUUCUUUAUCCUAAGAAGGUUCCAUCUAACUCUCUUUGCUAGAAAAAAUGGUCACUAGCUCUAUGGUGUUUUGCAGUUGAAAUUGCUUGUUGCCAUUAAUUUCACCAACCUGUGAGGUUAGUAAUAGUUUUCUCAGCUGAGGGAACUGAGGGUCAUAGAAGUUAAGUAUUUGGCACACAGAUGUUAAGUAGUAAGGCUGGGACCUGAACCCAGCUCCACCCUACCCAUGGUCACAGUCAUUACCAAAAAUUAAACAUAAACAAAUGAAUAAGCUGUGUCAAAGAUCACCACAAGUUUUCUUCAAAAAGAAUUCUUAAUAUUGUAUUUAAACAUAAUGAUCCAUCUAGAAACCAGUCCAAAAAUGUGCAUUGUGUAACAGAAAAUGCUAGUAUCUGUUCCCCUCCUACUCUACAGCGUGCAUUCUCAAUGCGGGGGAGGAAGGAUUGCCCUGAAGGGGACAGAAAAUUGGUUCCUUCGGGGGCUAAAAAAUCUUAGAUAUUACAAUGACUUAUGGUCCACCAAAGUUCAACCCUACCCAACAAAAUUUUAUUUCUUAAUUAAUUUUUCUCUUUAAGAAGAAAUUAAAUUAAGAUUUAUGUUAAUUUAAAUUUGAUCUAAUUUAUCUCAGGAGAAGCAAUUAUGAAAAAAAAGUUUGAGAAACACUGUUCUACAGUAUUGGAACCCUCAAAUUUUAGUGGAUCAACCAGAAUAAAGAUCACAUUUCUUAACUUUCCCUGCAGCUAGCUGUGGCCAUGUGAAUAAAUUCUUGUCCAGGGUAUGGACAAGUGAUAAGUGAAGAAAUGAGAGGGAUGCCCUUUUUCUGCCUUCCCACCAAGCUGUACUUUGAAAGUGAACCUGGUGGCAAGCCCCCGUUGGCCACAUGCAUGAGGGCAGCAAUGUAGAGAUGGUGAUAAAGCAACAAGAUAGAAGGAGCCUGGGAGACCUCAUGGAGAUCUCAGAACCACCGUAUAAGCCCUAGUCACCUUCCUCUGUUUGGGGAAACACACUUUUAUCUAGUUAGCCACUAUUAAUUUGGAUUUUCAUUACAUGCAACUGAUCCCUUACUCUUAUUAUAUUUUAUUGUGGUAAAACACAUGUAGCAUCAAAUUUACCCUCUGAACCAUUUCUAAAUAUGCAGUUCAGUAGUGUUAAGUAUAUUCACAUUAUUGUAUAACACAUCUCUAGAACUUUUUCAUCUUGCAACACUGAAACCCUAAACCCACUAAAGAUUAAUUUCAUCUCACCCUUUCCCCCAGCCCUUGACACCCACCUUUCUACUUUCUGUUUCUAAGAUUUGACUUUAGAUACUUCCUGUGACUAUUUGUUCUUUUGUGACUGGUUUAUUUCUCUGAGCAUAAUAUUCUCAAGCUUCAUCCAUGUUGUAGCAUGUGACAAGAUUUCCUUCUUUUUUAAGGCUGCAUAAUAUUACAUUGCAUGUAUAUACAACGUUUUCUUUAUCCAUUCAUCUGUCAAUGGACAUUUGGGUUGCUUCAUUUCUUAGCUAUUGUGAAUAAUGCUGCCUUGAACAUGGGUGUGCAAAUAUCUCUUUGAGAUCCUGCUUUGAAUUCUUUUGAACAUAUUCCCAGAAGUGGGAUUGUUGGAUCAUAUGGUAAUUCUAUUUUUAAUUUUUGAGAACCCUCUAAUUUUUUAAGGAACCUCUAUAUUGUUUUCCAUAAUGGCUGCAUCAUUUUACAUUCCCACCAACAGUGCACAAGGGUUCCAACUUUUCCACAUCCUCGCCAACACUUGUUAUUUUCUGGGUGGUUUUUUUUUUUGCGGUACGUGGGCCUCUCACUGUUGUGGCCUCUCCCGUUGCGGAGCACAGGCUCCGGACGCGCAGGCUCAGCGGCCAUGGCUCACAGGCCCAGCCGCUCCGCGGCAUGUGGGGUCUUCCCGGACUGGGGCACGAACCCGUGUCCCCUGCAAUAGGCAGGCGGACUCUCAACCACUGCGCCACCAGGGAAGCCCCUGUUUUCUGUUUUUUGAUAGUGGCAUCCUGGUGUGUAUGAGGUGAUAACUUGUGGGAAGCAGUCAGCCAUCAGAGCAGGCUGCGGACGUGCCAGGCAUGCUGCAGCUGCUCGAAGGGACUGUCCCUACUUGUUCCCCUCCUUGUUCCAUUCCAUGGGAGAUAAAUUACCAGGGUCCAGAGAUCAGAAAGAAUGUAAAAUGAGACAAGCAAAGCUGUCUGCCCCCUGCACUUGCAGGUUAUUUUUGAUGAUUCUGGGUUUAUGGGUUUUCUCCCAGGGAAGUUAACCUUGAGCCGAGACAGUCUUCAGAUAAUGUAAACCACCGUCUGGCAACCUUCCCUUUUCUAGUCUAUAUAAUCUGCAGCUGUAGCACAAUAAAAUUUGCCUUGCAACCAGCAGUAGUCUUGGUCCUGCUGACCCCAUUUGUCGAUGCUAUUUCAUGUCCUUACCCCUUCCCUUCUGGCUCUGAUUGGUUUGAUCUUCUUCGUUCGGCCGGUCUUCGGCAAUAACUCAUCGUGGUUUUGAUUUGCAUUUCCCUAACAAUUAGUGACGUUGAACUUUUUUCAUGUGCUUAUUGCCCAUUUGUAUAUCUUCUUUAGAGGAAUGUGUAUUCGAGUCUGCCCAUUUUUUAAUCAGGUUAUUUGGAUUUUGUUGUUGUAGAAGUUCCAUAUAAUAUUAACUCCUUAUCAGAUAUAUGUUUUGCUCCCAUUCCAUAGGUUGCUUUUUCACUGUUGAUUGUUUUCUUUGAUACACAGAAGUUUUAAAGUUUGAUGUAGUACCCAUUGUCUAUUUUCAACUGAUCCAUUAUUCUAUCUAUUUAAAAAAAUAAUAAUCUGUAGCAGCAAUGACAUAAAAAACAAAAAGAGCCUACCACAGUAGGAAAUGACCUAGUCCCUGAAUUAAUUAAGAUGCCUUUUAAUGUAUUUUGAUUGUUUAAGAUUGUUGGGUAAGCAAUAUAAGAAAAAAUAAAUGUGGCCAUAUAUUAUACAUAAAGAUAUUCUACAAAUAGUAAGAAAAUUUGAAGAGUGUUUUACUUAUCUGGACUUUAAUAUUUCCCAUCUGGAAACCACAUCUCCAGCCCUUCUUGUAUGAUGUUAUUAUAUUCAUUAUAUAACUUAUUCUUCAUCCAGGUGAGCAGCUGUUACUGUGCUAAAGGCUGCCAGUGAUGAUGGUUUCACAUCUCUUAUGAUAAACUACCCAUUUAUGUGAAAUGGAAACAUAUAAAUCAUGCAGAAAUUCCCUUGGAUCAGAGAGUAGGGUUUCCCCCAGCACAAUUAAGUUUGUGGUCAGUUUAGCUGGAUCAGCUAAGACAACCAGCCAAUCAGAUUUUAGGAGGGAAACGGAUUUCCUAAAUAAAUAUGAUUUCCAAGAGCAUGUUCUCUAAAGAAUUUCUCAGGCUUAAAAUCAAAUACAGGAGUGACUCAGUAGAACAAAUACAGGAGCAACUCCAUUCUACCACUAUGAAGAAAAGUGGUGUUUCUCUCCUUUUGGGUAUCAUCUUCCUGACUCUGAUUGGAGUUCAAGGAACUCCAACAAUGAGGAACGGACGCUGUUCCUGCAUCAACACCAGCCCAGGGACGAUCCAUUCAAAAUCCUUAAAGGACCUUAAACAAUUUGCCCCAAGCCCUUCUUGUGAGAAAACUGAAAUCAUUGCUACAAUGAAGAAUGGGGCUCAAACCUGUCUAAACCCAAAUUCAACAGAUGUGAAAGAAUUGAUUAAAGAGUGGGAGAAACAGGUCAACCAAAAAAAAAAGCAAAAAAAAGGGAGAAAAUAUAAAAAAACCAAGAAAGUUCCAAAAGUUAAAAAAUCUCUACAUCCUCCUCAAAAGAAGACUACAUGAGUUACCAUUUUACCAGCAAGUAUUUUGUGUUAAAACGUUUCUUUUUAACUAUACUGAAAUAAUUCCAAAAAGGGAUGGCAUCUUCAUACAUAAGCUUGUUGAUUUGAACUAGAAAAUUUAAAGCAUUAUUUUGAAAUAGUCAUUAAAGGUAGAAAGUUGCUUUUAAAAUCCAGCUGUGAAGCAUUGUUAGAGGCUAGAGUUUGUCUUUGUUCUUCCACCUCUGACCAGCUGAAUUUCAUCAUGCUUAAGCCCACAAUCUCCGUAACGCCCACAUCUGGACCAAUGUCCUCACAACCGCAUCCCACACACAACAGCUGCCUGCGAGAACAGCUGUAGGCUUCCCAGGACUCCAGAGAAUAUCCUGAGGCACACGUCAGCAGGCCCCAGCCUGGGAGCAUGCUGGUAAGCGGAGCAGUUUGGAAUCGAGCUGGACCUCGCCAAGCUGCCAUGGCCGUCAGCAUCUGUAUUUGAAUCUGCCUGUGGGCCUCUCAUACAAUGCAUCUGAGAUAUCCGUGCUGUGUAUAACUGUACCAUUUAUAUAUGCAUGUACACUCUCUAAGCAAAUAAUUAAGUGCAAAGCAGUAUUGACAUAUAUACCCUGUAGUCUGAAAUAUUUUCUUUGUUAAAAGACAAUGCUAUCAAUAAAUGCACCACUGAUC
Molecule: messenger RNA, 5178 nt
Organism: Orcinus orca (killer whale)
Lineage: Eukaryota; Metazoa; Chordata; Mammalia; Artiodactyla; Delphinidae
Gene: CXCL9
Product: C-X-C motif chemokine ligand 9
Exons: 4
Coding region: 4037-4519 (160 amino acids)
Biological process (GO): cellular response to lipopolysaccharide; antimicrobial humoral immune response mediated by antimicrobial peptide; inflammatory response
Cellular component (GO): extracellular region
Molecular function (GO): chemokine activity; CXCR chemokine receptor binding
Source: RefSeq, a predicted model, not a curated record